This is a messenger RNA of Penicillium expansum, 2268 nucleotides long. Its product is annotated as LIM domain protein. The record is from RefSeq and is a predicted model, not a curated record. Gene Ontology annotation, cellular component: nucleus; Z disc. Gene Ontology annotation, molecular function: transcription coregulator activity. The transcript is spliced from 3 exons. NCBI's taxonomy places the organism in Eukaryota, Fungi, Ascomycota, Eurotiomycetes, Eurotiales, Aspergillaceae. The coding region runs from base 1 to 2268 and encodes 755 amino acids.
AUGAUCAAGUUUGACUUACGGGCAAAUCGUCCUGCCCGCCCGACAGGAUCCCGUCCAUACCCAGGCAGAUCAGCCGCAUCAACAAGCGAUCUGCCUGAUAACCUUCCCCCAAGGGCAUCAUCGGCAUUCUCCAUGCGCGCCCCAGUCGAAGAUGAAAUUGAAGAUCACCGACGCUCAGGCAGCGCAAUGUCCCAUCGCCGGACGAAUUCCCAUGUGCCUGGCGGCGGCGGAGUGGGUCGUCCUUUAGCCCAGGAGCCACGCACGCAUUCAAUCCGAAAGAACGUGUUUCCAGCACAAAUUCAUGCACGUUCAAUUCCCAUCCCGGCAUCCCCAACUCUGUCCUAUCGUGAAAAUGGUCAACGACGACACGAAAAGGAAGAGGCACGGUCACUACGAGAUGCCUUACAGAAAAUGGAUAUCCUGGAUGAUGUUGGUCUUCACCAAGCAGCCCAGGAUGAAGCCACAGAGCUAGUUUGGAUGCACCAGAAUCCUGGUCAAGCUUUCAAAAACCCUUAUGCGCCUUACCAAAAUCCCGAUGCCAACAGGGGCAGCCAGAGCCCUGUCCGAAAUGGUUCACGAGGAUCUAACCCCUCGAUCCAUAGAUUCAGCCAGUCAACAGGCUCAAGUGUCUCCUCUGAUGGUAACUCUAGCCCUGAGUCACUGCGGAAGCGAUCAUCUCUGGCUGGGCCGUCGAAGAAGAAUCUCAAAGUUAACUUUAAACUACCCGACGAGGAACCCGAGCAGUCUGUUGCUCCCAAACCGCGGACUGUUAGCAGUGAUUCAUCUAAAGGAAUUUUCAGGAAUCCUAACGACCAAAUUUACGAAGAGCCUAUUGAUGCUCAGAAGGAAGCCGAAGCAAAGCCGGAUUUUUCUAAGUCUGACUCGUCCGCUUUGAAAAACAAGCCGCGCAACGCACUGGGGCGUAUCCCUAGGCCGCUGCCUUGGUUGCAGAAUAGAGCUCACAGCAGCCCUGUGAUGGAUAAAAUCUCACGGUUCGAAAACCACAAGAACCCUCCCACCCAGUCACGUAAUGCCGGCUAUACUCGAAACGAAAGCGCUACUCCUCCUCCGACUCAGUCGAACAACGCCGGUUACACUAAAAAUGAGCGUGCUACUCCUCCUCCUCCUCCGGAACAAAACAAUGAAUCUGUCCUCACCAAUGAUGGAAGAGAGAGACGCAGUGACGAUAUCCGUGCAGCUACAAGCAAACGGAGAGGGGACCGCAGUGAGAAAUUACCAAUGCCUUCAGCCGUCAGUGAUAGAGUUGGACGCCCAAUCGUGAGCUUUGACCAAACUUGGAAACCAACCGAUCAGCCGAAGCCUCAUCGUCCAACCCUACCCGUGAUUGAAGUGGCAGCACCAACCAUUGAAGUCUCAGCCCCCUCAAUUGAAGUCUCCGAGCCGCCUCCAAUCCCCGUGAUCAAUAUCCCGGACAUCAAAGUACCCACCAUUUCCGAGAUAGAGGCUUCUUCCAAGCAAUCCACCAAACCAAUGCCCCAGCCGACGAGAAACAGCCCAAAUAAACAGGCUUUCCCGAAACAGCAGGGAUCUGAUUCGCAGAGCCGUUGGUACUCGCCAUAUACACGAUCGGGUGUCCCAACUGCAAGCUGUGAGCUAUGCACGCUUUCGAUUUCCGGAAAAAUUGUGACCGCUGGCGGAUGUCGAUUCCACCCGGAGUGCUUUACUUGUUUCCACUGCCACACAGCUCUUGAGUGUGUGGCUUUCUACCAAGAACCGGAGUCUAGCAGAGCCGAGAGACUAGAAACAACCGACACUCAUGACCAUGAGGCCCGUGUGCCACGGUUCUACUGCCACCUAGAUUUCCACGAGAUGUUCAGCCCCCGUUGCAAGAGCUGCAAGACCCCUAUUGAAGGAGAAGUGGUAGUGGCAUGUGGUGCUGAAUGGCAUGUCGGCCACUUCUUCUGCGCAGAAUGCGGUGAUCCCUUCGAUUCCCAAACUCCCUUCGUCGAGAAAGAUGGCUUCGCAUGGUGUCUCCACUGCCACUCCCGCCGUACCGCCCCACGUUGUCUGGGCUGCAAGCAGCAUGUCAUGGACGAAGUUGUCAUCACCGCAAUUGGCGGCCAGUGGCACGAGCGCUGCUUCAAUUGUCACGAAUGUGGCGAUGGUUUUGGCCCAGAGGGUCGGUUCUUCGUUCGUGAGGGCGAGCCCAAGCGAACUGCUAAGGGCCGUGUCAUCGGUGGUCCGGUCCAACUAGCUAUCUGUGAAAGAUGUGAAGGGAUCCGUCUUAAGGCGCCCGGGAUGUGCUAG